AUGUCUCUUACAAUUCAGAUUCCUGAAUUCCCACUUCAGAUUUCAGAUUUUCAGCUUCUUGAUCGUGUUUCUUGGGCCUUACUCUAUUUUAACUCAAUUUCAACGGGAGAAGAUCAAGAACAAAAACAUGCAUACAAAUUGUGUAACAAAAGUUUUCCAUGUGGAAGAUCCUUGGGAGGUCAUAUGAGGUCUCAUUUCAUUAAUUCAGCUGAUGAAAAGCAUACCAAAAAGAAGAUUUCAAAGCUAGCAGAGUCAAGUGAAGAUACUUUACUUACCAAUCAGAACAAAAUUUGCAAAGAAUGUAGCAAAAGUUUCUCAUGUUGGAAAGCAUUAUUUGGCCACAUGAAAUGCCGCUCAACUAGAAUACUACAACAACAACAACAACAACAACAACUCAGUAUAAUUGCACAAGUGGGGUCUGAGGAGGGUAGUGUAUACACAGACCUUACCCCUACCCGGGGAGGUAGAAAGAUUGUUUCCGAUAGACCCUCGGCACAAGAAUGUCACUCAACUAGAAUCCCAUCAAAAAAUAGUGUAGAAGAAGAUUCUUGGAAUAGCCAAUAUUCUGAUAGUGAAGCAGCACCACCACCAAAUAAGAAGAAAAGAUCAUCAAAAAAAACUUCCUCUACUUUAACUUUUCCUACAAAUAAUUCUGAGUUUGAGCAAGAACAAGGGGAUGUUGCUAUGAGCUUGAUAAUGUUUUCAAGAAAUGAAGGAAAUUAUCAGUCUCAGCAAGCUCGAUCGCCGAGUCAAUCACGUGUACUAAAAUCAGCCCAGUGCACUAAGCUCCCGAUAUGCGUGGGGUUCGAGGAAAGCCCGGACCAGAAGGGUCUAUUGUACACGGUCUUACUCUGCAUUUCUGCAAGAGGUUGUUUCCAUUGCUUAAACCCGUGACCUCCUGGUCACAUGGCAGCAAUUUUACCAGUUACUCCAAGGCUCCCUUCAACUCAAUCACAUCUACAAACUGAUAUAAAUGGGAACAAGAGGUCCAAAUGUAAGGAUGGUGAAUUUAUCAAGAAGAAAAAGGGACAUGAGUGUCCAAUUUGCUUCAAGAUUUUCCAAUCAGGUCAAGCUUUAGGUGGUCACAAAAGACCCCACUUAAUUGCUGAAGCCAAAAGCAAAAUAUUCAAGCUGUUGAAAUACAUAAACCAAUACAGAAAUCAGAUAUUUCUUGGAUCUUAACAUGCCUGCUCCUGUUGAAAAAGAGAGCAAUGAGCAUAUUGAGUUUCAAUCAUGGUGGAUUGGAAGUAGUCACAAACAUGAGCAACUAGUUGACUUAAUCUCUUAACUGAUCCAAGUUUUCACAAGUGUAUAGAUUCAUUAAUUCUUUACAUAAUUGAAGUGUUCAAU
Molecule: messenger RNA, 1350 nt
Organism: Nicotiana tabacum (common tobacco)
Lineage: Eukaryota; Viridiplantae; Streptophyta; Magnoliopsida; Solanales; Solanaceae
Source: RefSeq, a predicted model, not a curated record